GGUCGCACUGUGUACAUACAUGGAAACGGAUACGAGGUGGGAGUCAGUUAUGUUUAGGUUCAGCUUUGUGUUUUAUUCAUUUUUACUCCUGUGAUUACAACAGUUCUCAAGUCAUUAAUGUGUUCGUGCACGCUUUGGACUCUUUUGGCCUACUAAAUACUGUUUUACGAGUGCGCAGUGUACACAUCUGAAACUCGUCUGCAGGAUGUCUUCGUUGGUGUCUCACGGAUUUCAGAGCAGUAAACAGGACUUCAGCUUCGGGCCCUGGAUUGUCACCGCGGCCAAGACUCACAUCAUGAAGUCUAAAGACAUCGAAAGGUUAGCAGAGACCAUGAACAUGCCGGCUCUGCCAGAGAUGCUGUUCGGUGACAAUGUGCUGCGCAUUCAGCAUGCGGACGGUUUCGGAAUCGAAUUCAACGCCAUCGACGCUCUCAAACGUGUCAACAACAUGCAGGACUCUGUGAAAGUGGCUUGUGCUCAGGAGUGGCAGGAAAGCAGGGCCGAGUCAGAGGCAUCUAAAGAGGUAGUGAAGCGCUACGACUGGACCUACACCACAGAUUAUCGGGGCACAUUACUCGGAGAGCACCUGCAGAUCCAGGUGAAGCCCACGGCCGAGCGCAUUGACAUGGAGAAGCUGCGAGCGCGAGAGCAGAUCAAGUUCUUCGAGGACGUGCUGCUGUUCGAGGACGAGCUUCACGACCAUGGCGUCUCUAUGAUCAGCGUGAAGAUCAGAGUGAUGCCCACCAGCUUCUUCCUCCUGCUGCGGUUCUUCCUGCGAGUGGACGGAGUGCUAAUCAGAAUAAACGACACGCGUCUGUAUCACGAGGCUGGAAAAAAACACAUGCUUCGGGAAUUUAGCACACGUGAAAGUCAGAUGUCAGACCUCCAGCACAUUCCUCCAGCCGUUUAUACAGAUCCCAACGAAAUCGCCCAGCACCUGCCGCUGAAGCUCAUCGAGUGCGAGAGGCUGGAGUUUCCAGAACGAGGAUCAUCGGACUGAUUCGAGCCGGAGCAGAGUGCCUAAAGACUUGAACCCGGAGCCGGUGCGCUGCUGGAGCCUCAGCCUCGUCCCGCUGCAGAGCUGCCUUUCACUGACACUGAAAUCUGAAGAAUGGUGUACAUUUCUGAAUGUGAUGCUUGUUUGUUCUGGGUGUCACUGGGAAAGAUUUCAUUAAAAUCUUUAAAGAAU
Molecule: messenger RNA, 1189 nt
Organism: Puntigrus tetrazona (Sumatra barb)
Lineage: Eukaryota; Metazoa; Chordata; Actinopteri; Cypriniformes; Cyprinidae
Gene: tiprl
Product: TIP41, TOR signaling pathway regulator-like (S. cerevisiae)
Exons: 8
Coding region: 206-1000 (264 amino acids)
Biological process (GO): TOR signaling
Cellular component (GO): cytosol
Source: RefSeq, a predicted model, not a curated record